AUGCUUACACGGGCCAAAAGCAGUUGCAUAAGGCUUCUAAGCAAUCCUAAACCUUCACAGGCUGCUCUCAGGGGAGCUUUUAACGUCCAAAGAAUAAGAAGGUAUUACAAAUUUGACUUACCAGCCAGCCGUUUAUACUCAACCAAGAAGCAGAUCAGCGACCUAUCUAAAAGCACUGACUUUCUCCAUACUCAGAAUAUUCUACUUCAAAAGAACCAAGAGCGUCUAACAAAGCAGAAACUUCUUUCAGAAGCAACAAAUUUCUAUGAGAGAUUCAAGAUUAAUACAAAAUGGGUGCUAAUCCGCGGUAACCGGCCAUUCAGUACGGACGAAAUCGGAACGCUGUUUUCUUGGCUAAUUUUGUCACAGAUAAUGUGGGUGGUGCUUGGAACGACGACGUUCGUGUCGCUUGUGUUAUUCACUUUCAAUACCGUAUUCGCCAAAGAGAUGGUCGGCAAAUUUGUAGGCAAUUCGUUGAAUAGAUACAUCGAAGAUUGCGAUAUUCAAUUUCAAGAUGCCCUGGUACCUGAAUGGAAGAAGGGUUGCAUAAGUUUUAACAAAGUCGAACUGAAAACUACACCGGGUCUCAAAGCAGAUCAUCAACUUGAUUUCUCGUUAACUUUCAAUCAGAUAGACAUUACAUUAUCCUUGAGAAAGUGGCUAAGUGGCCGGGGUCUCAUUGAGGACAUGAGCAUUUAUGGUAUGAAAGGUGAUGUCGAAAUAAAAAAUAUUAAUGAUAAGAAGCCUCUUGUUCAGUGGUUUUCAAAUCGGAACUAUCACCUUGGCCGAGUGAAAGUGAAAGACAGCCGCAUUACCAUUCACGAUAAAGCACUUUCCCAAGAUUAUCGCAUGUCCAUAUACAAUAUGGACUUCCCACAACUGAGAUUCAAAUGGAUGCUCAUAGACUUUUUCAACGCCAACGUUGUAUCAGGCGCCGUAAAUCAUUCUUUGUUCAGCAUUCACAAGAGACAGCAAAAGCUGGCUUAUUUACACGACUUCGAACAUGAUAUAUCCCCUUGGCAACGCAUCACAAGGUUGCGUUUGGAUAACAUUUCGGUUAAAGAUCUAGGCAUUGACAAGAGUGCAUCUUUCAACUGGAUUGACGAUGGCCAAGUAGAGAUUAUCGCAGACCUGAUGAUUCCUCACAUCCCAGAGAAUAUAGAAGAAGAGGCAGAGGAGGAGAACAAGUAUUUGGUAAUGGAUCUCAAGUUUAAGUUCAAAGACUUGAAAGCCCGCUUUCCUGCGAGCGAACCCAGAUUAUCAAAUGGGGAUACAAUCGUCACACUUGAAGAAUUAAAACCUUUAGUAACAUUUGUCAACACUCAAAGAGGUAUUUUCCACUCGCUGAUGGAUAUCCAAAAUACCAACUCUGUUUGGAACAAUAUUUCAAAUGUUUCCAUCAAGAAGAAUAAGUCUUAUCCAGACACUACAGUCAUUCCAUCUAACAUCAAAUGGUCAGACUAUGAAGAUAAUAACCAAAUAAGCAAGGAAAUCAUUAUGUAUCAUGAUAAACCUGCGCACCAUAACAACGAAAUCGUUCUCCGCUCACGCAUUGUAAAAAAUAUGGAGGAUCUGCAAGGUCUCAUACUUUUUAGAGAAACAGGAGUUUACGAUAUUUUGAGCAUGGAAUUAUACGUCGAUUUAAUGAAGAUGGUGGAAGAGUGGGAGCAUAGAAAGAAAAAUGAUUGGAUGAAAGUCUGGGGGACAACUUUUGCAUCCCAGAUAAUGAUUUUGGGUCUUGGAGCCAUGGUAUGA
This is a messenger RNA of Lachancea fermentati, 1755 nucleotides long. The record is from the annotation of a GenBank genome assembly. NCBI's taxonomy places the organism in Eukaryota, Fungi, Ascomycota, Saccharomycetes, Saccharomycetales, Saccharomycetaceae.